Molecule: messenger RNA, 3680 nt
Organism: Anguilla rostrata (American eel)
Lineage: Eukaryota; Metazoa; Chordata; Actinopteri; Anguilliformes; Anguillidae
Product: endothelin-1 receptor-like
Exons: 8
Coding region: 344-1804 (486 amino acids)
Biological process (GO): enteric nervous system development; developmental pigmentation; vasoconstriction
Cellular component (GO): plasma membrane
Molecular function (GO): endothelin receptor activity
Source: RefSeq, a predicted model, not a curated record
AGAGAGACAGAGGGAGAGACGGGGAAGGAGAGAGAGGGAAAGCGGGAGAGAGAGAGAGGGAGAGGGAUAGAGAGGGGGAGAGAGAGAGGGAUAGAGAGGGAGAGGGGGACAGAGAAGCACAGGACAGGGAAACCCAGCGACACAGCGCUUGGCACUUCAGAGCAGACGCUGCAGUUCUAAGGAGACGCAGCGUGACUUUGAUGCGUCGCUAAUUACGCUCGUGGCGCGCGGUGGAUGUCUGGGAGCCUCAGCCGAAAGUUCAUCAUUCGAGGAAGACGAACGUUUUAGGAACGAAAGGCUGUCCAGCAGCCCUUAUCGGUGUAUCUCUUAAUCGGAGUGUGGAAUGCGUGUAGGAAUGGGCCCUGUGGCCCUGCUGCUGGCGCUGUUCUGCACGACCGGCUGGGGAGCGGGUCAGACUAACACCACCAGCAGCGACCUGGCCAUAGAACCCCCCACCCAGCGGGUGCGUGUUCCCCACACCCAGCCCCCAGCCCUCAAACUCCUCUCCACCCUGCCCCCGGCCCACGAUUCCCCCUCCACCCUGCCCCCGGCCCUCGAACCCCCCUCCACCCUGCCCCCGGCCCUCGAACCCCCCUCCACCCUGCCCCCGGCCCUCGAAUCCCCCUCCACCCAGCCCCCAGCAGCUGACCGCCCCUCCGUCGGUCCCCCUCCACCCUCGGGGUCCAAUGGCUCAGUGAGGGUGGGGCCAGUCCCUCCUCCGCUCUGCACGCAGGACACGUCCAUCAAGUGGAUUUUCAAAUACAUCAACACCGUCAUCUCUUGCAUCAUCUUCGCGGUGGGCAUGGUGGGGAAUGCCACUCUGCUGAGGAUCAUCUACCAGAACAAGUGCAUGAGGAACGGCCCCAACGCCCUCAUCGCCAGCCUGGCCCUGGGGGACCUGAUCUACAUCACCAUCGACAUCCCUAUCAACAUGUACAAGCUCCUGGCUGGAAGGUGGCUCUUGGAAGACCAUCCUUUCGGACUCUUCCUGUGUAAACUGGUCCCCUUCCUGCAGAAGGCUUCUGUGGGCAUCACAGUCCUUAAUCUGUGUGCGCUCAGCGUAGACAGGUACAGGGCGGUGGCCUCAUGGAGCCGGGUCCAGGGCGUCGGCAUCCCGCUGCUCACGGCUGUGGAGAUCAUCUCCAUUUGGGUCCUGUCCAUCUUACUGGCUGUGCCAGAAGCCAUUGGGUUCAGCAUCGUCACCUUCGACUACAAAAACGUCACAAUGAAAACCUGCAUGCUCUACCCACAGACCCCAUUCAUGAUGUUCUACAUGAAUGCCAAAGACUGGUGGCUUUUUGGCUUCUACUUCUGCGUUCCUCUGGCCUGCACAGCCAUAUUUUACACCCUCAUGACCAGCGAGAUGCUCCACCGCAGGAAUGGGAGUCUGAGGAUUGCUCUGAGCGAGCACCUCAAGCAGAGGCGAGAGGUGGCCAAGGCGGUGUUCUGCUUAGUGCUGAUAUUUGCACUGUGCUGGUUUCCUUUGCAUCUCAGCAGGAUAUUAAAGAAAUUAAUGUACAUUCCCAGUGACACCGGGCGCUGUGACCUGCUCAACUUCUUGUUGGUGCUUGACUACCUCGGCAUAAAUCUGGCCACUGUCAACUCCUGUAUAAACCCCAUCAUCCUCUAUUUUGUCAGCAAGAAAUUCAAGAACUGUUUCAAGUCAUGUCUGUGCUGUUGGUGUCACUCAGGGAUGUUGGUAAACAGCAUGGUGCCCCUGAAUGGGACGAGCGCUCAGUAUAAAACACAGGAGGCCCACAAUCACAACCAGGACCGCAGCCUGCGGAAGGACAGCAACACCUAAGCCCCUCCCCAGGACACCCCCCCCCCCACUGACAGGAGUCAUCAAAGCUUCAUCAGGGCCAUCUGCACCCUAAAGGACAGAAACAGACCUGAUCUGGUGACACAUGCUAGAAUCUCAGGUUUCAAAAUCAGCUUUCACUUCUGCAGGAAGACUGAAGUGAUGCUGAGUGUGACGCAGCAAGAAAUAAAUUUUACAAGAACACGACGGCAAGCCCAUACAAUGAGACCAAAGUGUCCUUAACCACGUUUCAUAGCUCUCCCAAAACCCUGAACAAAGUCAACACAGGAAGGGCCAAGAAUGCUUGCACAGGACGAAAGGGCACGGUAACAGGUCACAGGUGAAAGCAAGCUAUAAACAGCUCUGCUCAGCUAGCACCAUGUCAGUCCAUUCAUCCUUUAUCUAUACCCCUGGGCAGGGUCGCGAGGGGUGCUGGAGCCUAUCCCAGCGUGCAUUGGGCGAGAGGCAGGAAUUCACCCUGGACAGGCCACCAAACUAUCACACACCAUUCACUCACCAUUCGCUCACACUCAUACCUAUGGGGAAUUUAGAGUCUCCAAUCCAAUUGGCCUACCUGCAUGUCUUUGGACUGUGGGAGGAAACCAGAGUACCUGGAGGAAACCCACGUGGACCCGGGGGAUUUGAACCCAGGACGCCACUCUGAGGCGACAGUGCUACCCAUAUUUUUUUUAAAUUCAUAUUAAGUGUGCUGGUGUCAGCAACACCGCUGACAGCUGCAGGGAGCAGCUGCAGGGGGGAGACCGUGUCGGGCCCACCCUGGUGUUCGUUGGAGGACGUUACACUGCGCUUGGUUGUGGUGACUCACCCUGGUGUUCAUUGGAGGACGUUACACUGCGCUUGGUUGUGGUGACCCACCCUGGUGUUCGUUGGAGGACGUUACACUGUGCUUGGUUGUGGUGACCCACCCUGGUGUUCGCUGGAGGACGUCACACUAUGCUUUGGAGGUUUGAUCUGCACAGGGUACAAUCAAGAGCCUUUUCAUAUUUUCGGGAAAGCGCUGAUGAUGUUCAUACACAUUUUCUUCAGAAACGUGAAUUACGCUCAUUCAACAGUAACACUUACUGGAGCUGCCUGCUCCUGGGCUCUAAGCCAAGCCACCUGCCCAGAUGAAUGAGGACUGAAGGGUCUGGGCCCAGGCCAGCACUUUUACCACAUUAGCCUAUUACUGACUAAAUAUUAAAGUAUUACAUGCAGUAUUUAUGAGAUGAUUAUUCGAGAUAAUCCACUUGAAAUAUAGAUACGCUUUUCCCAAUAUGUAUUAUAAAUGGUGUUGCUUAUGGGAGAAAAAUAUGGAAUUGGCUGAAUUGAAACUGAAACGAAAAGGUGUGUUUUACCUUGAUUGUCCUUGAGAAUGUUAAUAUUUGGGUUUCACAUUAUUAUUUAUAUUAAAUUGUCUGUAUAAAGAAUCCAGAAUCACAGGCUAUAUAUAUUGUAUACUAUUGGUCAUUCCAAAUUCUUUCCAAAAAACAUUUUUAAAAAUGCAAAUGUUAAAGCUAAUUGUAUGUUUACUCCACAAGAAAAAGUCAGCAUAUUAUCAGAUGAUUUCGACAGAAGUAAUUUAAGUUUUUGUAUUUUUUAUUUUUUGUACUAAUUAUUCUUAGAAGCGUUUUUGUCCUUCAUCCAGUGCCUGAGAUAGGACUGAAUAUGUGUUGAUUUAUGUUUAAUUACAGUGAGUACUAUAAUUAGUGCAUGAAAAGGAGUAUUAUUGAUUACUUGUUUCUAUUCAGGAAAUACAGUGAACUUAACUAUGUAUUUGUUAUAAUUUCUGUUAUUGUGUGUGUAUCUGUGUAUGAGUGUGUGCGUGUGUUUGUGUGAGCAUGAAAGAAUUCUAAAAUAAAUAAACUUCCUUGUACUUCAA